AUGUAGAAAAUAUUACCCUAUGCAUUUCAUGGAUUAGAUUAUUUGUAUGAGCCUUAAUUGGCUAGAUUUUAUAAUCUAAUCCCAGCAUUUUAUACUACAAAACUUGGAGAAGGAUUCUUGAAUCAAACAACUUAAGUUUAUACAUCGUUAUUGUAAUCUAUUGCAGAAUAAGAUAAAGAAUAUUUGAAAUAAAUUCUAGAGCCUAAAUUAUACAAUGCUACAACAUAAUGCAUGGAUAUGUUAGAGGAAAAACAAUUAAAAUUAUAAUAUAUCGAAUAAGAAUAAUAAGAAAAUGAUGAUAAGUAAGAAGAAGAUGAUGAAGAAGCUGCAGCAUAAAAACCAUAAUAAUAGUUUGGUUUCUUUUCAAAAAAAAUUAAAAAAAAUUAGUAAUUAUUUUGUAAUGUAUAAAAGUGGUAAUAAUGAGACAUAUCAUAUUUAUCAAGAAAAAGAUUAUAAAUGUAAUAUUGAUGUGAGAGGAGUCUUUGGUGUAAAGAUUAACAGAACUGAAAAUUAAAAUACUCGAUUUUUUUAAAUCCCUGCUUUCCCUAUUACACCAAGGUAUUUAUAGAUAUUAAAAAGGAAUUAUUUUUUAAAUCUAAAAAAUCCUUUCAGUUUAUAUGAAAACUAAAUCUUAGUUGCCAAUAUUCUAAUUUAUACAAGCAAAAAAUUAAUCGCUGUGGAUUCAGAAGGAAAAGUAGUUCAUGGAAAUUAUGAUAAUAAUUAAUUUUAAUAUCAUAAAUUAAGAUUAGAAUCUUAUGUUCCAAAUUUCAAUUGGGUAAUUACUGAUAUUGAUGAUUAUCUUAAAGGAAAUCCUUAUUUUUGA
Paramecium sonneborni is the source of this 823-nucleotide messenger RNA. NCBI's taxonomy places the organism in Eukaryota, Ciliophora, Oligohymenophorea, Peniculida, Parameciidae. The record is from the annotation of a GenBank genome assembly.